GAUGAAGUAGUGUUUGUAUUUGUAUGUGGUAUAUCGAAUUCACUCUCUGAUUGAAUGUUUGCAUAUUCUACUGUUUAUAUUUAUUUUAUCAUACUGGAUGAUCACCCCCAUGCUAAUUAGAAAUAUAACAGAUUUCAACAGAUUAGAUAUAUAAGUAGUUUACUUAUACAGUUACAUACAUUUACACAUUCACACUCAUGUUUUUAUGCCACAUUAUUCCCUUUUGGAAUUUAUUUUGUAUUAUUUUAUUGACACACCUCACCUCAUACUGGACCUGAAAUGAAAUAACCAUAUGCUUAGAUACUUAGUGUAGUAGCCUAAUAGAAUUGUGUCUGAGAGCAGAAGAGAAGUGGAGGCGGACCAGAUCUCACUGUCUUCCCUCAUGUUGUAUUUCCUGACCCAUGCAGACCAAUAAACCUGCUUCAUCUACCAUCAUCGUUUCCGAGUGUAUCACCAGUAAAACACAACGCAAGUUACACUUGCAACAUAGUAACAGUUAUGCCUGCCGGGGUUACCCAUCCCGCUACCAUGUUAUGCACAUCUAGUGAAAACUAAUGCUGUCUAGGCCCUAAUACACGGACUUAUGAAGUCAAUGAAGUUAAUGUUCAUAAACGUCUUUACAGAGUUGUGUUUAAAUAGUCACUUAGGCAGCUAGAGAAGUUUGACAUAGAUGGUCUUCAAAACACUACUAGGCCUACUGCAUUUAUUGAUAUAUUUUUUUGUCUUUAUGCAGGGAAGCCAUCCAAUGACCCUUUGAGUCCUGAUUAUGCUCCAACCCUUUUACCCCAUAACCAAAAGCAGCCACAGUCACAUACAAACAGUUGGCGAGAUAACUCAGGAGAUCAUGGAUGUACUGUAUGCCUACAAGAUUAUCAAUCACAAUCUCAUUGUGACAUAUCUGUUGGAACCGAUCUAUGUAUGACAGAAAUAGAUAAUUUGCAGAAGGAAAAUGCUGCAUUAAAAGACAAAGCGGAGACUCUUGAAAAACAAUUGCAGGCGCUCCUCGGUGAGAAAGCAGAAUUAGGCCUAUUGGAUUUAAACAAUGACAAAAUAAUUCAUUUUCACACUGGACUGCCAUCGUCAAAGGUGUUUUUCACUUUGCUCACUUUCCUUACCACUGCCUGGAUCCCAUCUUCAACAUUACUCACACCAGCUUUGCAGUUUUACCUGGUACUCAUGAAAUUGCGACUUGGGUUAACACACACAGAUCUUUCCUAUAGAUUUCAUUGUAGUGUUGGAACAGUCUCUGCAGUAUUUCAAGAUUGGCAGAAUGUAAUGGCUCACCGUUUGAAAUGUUUAAUUCACUGGCCUACAAAACAGGAAGUACAGAACAACCUGCCAGCCAUGUUCAAAUGCCAUCCAUUCGAUUCUGUGAGGUGUAUCAUAGACUGCAGUGAAGUGUUUGUUGACCGGCCUACAUCACUUGAUGCAAGAGCUUUAACUUACUCCAACUACAAAUCACACAACACCAUCAAAUUUCUCAUUGCUGUCAGUCCAACGGGAGCAGUUACCUUUGUGUCUAAAGCAUGGGGCGGUAGAGCCAGUGACAGAGUCAUAACCCAGUCAUCGAAAUUAGAAGAGGGAGACAUUGUUUUGGCUGACCGAGGGUUCAACUUCCCACAGUAUUUUUCUUCCAAAGGUGUGCAGCUUCUUAUCCCUGCUUCAACACGUGGAAGAACACAGCUGUCAGGGGCUGAAGUUACCAGGUCGAGGCAGAUGUCAAGAGUUAGGAUUCAUGUUGAAAGAGCAAUUGGACGCAUAAAAAAUUACCACAUAUUGCACAACACUCUCCCAGUCAGCCUUGUGAAAGGAAGAUUGAAUGACUCCAUGUCAACUAUAGACAAAAGAAUACUUGUUUGUUCAGCUUUAUCCAACUUGGAUAAGCCUUUAGUUCAUCAAAUGUCUUUUUUUUGGUCAAAAAAGUGGACUCGUGUGAAUUUUUCAUUUGUAUCAUUUAAUCACACUAGCAAAAUACAACAAUGCCUCAAUAAUAUGUUAGAUUACUAA
Molecule: messenger RNA, 2007 nt
Organism: Alosa alosa (allis shad)
Lineage: Eukaryota; Metazoa; Chordata; Actinopteri; Clupeiformes; Clupeidae
Exons: 2
Coding region: 919-2007 (362 amino acids)
Source: RefSeq, a predicted model, not a curated record